This is a messenger RNA of Vitis vinifera (wine grape), 2115 nucleotides long. RefSeq lists its product as uncharacterized. The transcript is spliced from 2 exons. Gene Ontology annotation, molecular function: zinc ion binding. The coding region runs from base 1 to 2115 and encodes 704 amino acids. Lineage: Eukaryota; Viridiplantae; Streptophyta; Magnoliopsida; Vitales; Vitaceae. The record is from RefSeq and is a predicted model, not a curated record.
AUGACAUUUGAAGAAUUCACUCAGAAGGUCUUAGAAAAAUUCGACAUUUCCCUUCAUGUGAGGAAGAUGCACUACACCCUCAAGUUUAACCCUAGAGUCAUCCAAGAUUUAGAAGAUGAGGAUGACUUGGAUAACGUGGUUUCCCACAGUGAUGACUUUGCAAAUGUGUACAUAGUCGAGUCACCCGGUGUGGAAGCCAUAGAGGCAAAUAUACCGAAUACACAGUUGGCACUUGGAGGUCCACAUCCUACGUUUCCUUCGUCUAAUGCAUCAUGCGAUGCAAAUCCUAAUACUAUGAUGUUAUCAAGAGGUUUUGCAUCGCGUUGUGCAGAUAGUGAGUACACCCCUUUGGAAUCGAAUCGGUUUCGUGAGGCAAUAUUAGGUUCCGGACAUACAUUUAAGAAUGCAGAUGAGUUUCGGAAUGCAAUAUACCAAAUGUCAUUAGCUGGAAGGUUUCAAUACAAGUACAAUAAAAAUUCACCCACUCAUAUGUCAGUAAAGUGUUCGGUUGAGGAUUGUCCUUGGAAGAUAACAGCUCAUGCUGUUGAAGGAAAUGAAAUAUUGCGAGUUUAUACUUACCAAGUUAAUCAUAAUCAUAUAGCUCAAGAUGAGUGUUCAUCUAAGGUGCGGGUUUCUUCCAAGAGAGGUGCUGUUGUUGUUGAAGACGUGUUUAGAACAACUCCAGAAUACCUUCCUCGACAAAUUUGCAAGGAUUUUGAACGUGAUCAUGGAGUUCAAUUGACUUAUAACCAAGCAUGGCAUCUUAAAGAGAAGGCAAAAGAGCGUGUAUAUGGAUCUCCACGUGCGUCCUACGCGUAUUUGCCUUGGUUAUGCCAUAGGCUAAGGGAAAUUAACCCUGGAACUAUUGCCGAGUACACUUCUCAUGAAGGUCACUUCAAGCAAUUGUUCAUUGCCCACGCAUUUUCAAUUCAAGGGUUCACCAUGGGGUGUCGACCGGUAUUGGCUAUUGAUUCUUGCCACCUAAGUGGUCCAUACAAAGGAGUUCUUUUGUCUGCCAUUGCAUAUGAUGCAGAUGAUGGAAUGUUCCCUCUAGCCUUGGGUGUGGUUGGUUCAGAAAAUUAUGAGGAUUGGUAUUGGUUCUUGGAGAAAUUGAAGGGGAUCCUAGAUGGUCAAGAAGUAAUUAUUAUAUCAGAUAGACAUCAAGGGAUAUUGCGUAGUGUUUCGGAGUUGUUUGGGGUAGAAAAUCACGCCUAUUGUUAUCGACAUGUGAAAGAGAACUUUUCAAGCUUCUUCAACAGGCAAAACAUUAGGGGAAAGAAAGGGAAAGAAGAUGCUUUGUUGCUUUUAGACAACAUUGCAUAUGCUCGGUUGGAUAUAGACUACAAUGAGGCGUUUGAAAAACUUGUGCGUUUUAAUGGCGACCUAGCAAGGUGGGUUGCGGAGAAUAGUCCGGAGCAUUGGGCGAUGUCAAAGUUCCUUAAAAAACGUUGGGAUAAAAUGACAACUAAUAUUGCAGAGUCCUUCAAUGCGUGGUUAAGAGAGGAACGCCACCAAACAAUUUAUACGUUGCUGAUGAUGCACAUGGAUAAGCUUGUAGCCAUGUUGGACACCCAUAUGCGUGGUACAGAUAAGUGGAAGAGCGUGGUUGGACCCAAAACAGAGGAAAACCUAAUGUCAAAUAUCACGAGAUCUGCUCCGAUUACUGUGAUGCCUUAUUUGGGUGGGACGUUCAAGGUUUUUACUGGAGAAGUUUAUUUGGUUGUGGAUAUGCAGCAACAUAAGUGUACAUGUCUAACAUGGCAAAUGUCCGGGUUGCCAUGUCCACAUGUAUGUGCUGUGAUCCGUACAUUGAGACACGAUGUGUAUGACUAUAUCGACCCAUGUUUUAAAGUCUCCACCCAACAGUUGAUUUACUCGGGUCAGUUUCAACCAUUACCAACACACAACAUGCCUAAAGUUUGUGAGGCUGGGACUUUGCAAGAUGGGCAAGGCAACGUAUUUCCUAGUCUCCAACCCCCGCAAGUGAGACGUCCUCCAGGAAGACCCCGACAAAAGCGUAUUGAGUCACAAUUUAGCCAUAAGAGAGCUAUUCAUUGCUCUCGAUGCAAUGACAUAGGUCACAAUCGGUCUAAAUGUAAUAAUCCAUUGCCGUGA